This is a messenger RNA of Talaromyces marneffei, 2628 nucleotides long. RefSeq lists its product as uncharacterized. Gene Ontology annotation, molecular function: mismatched DNA binding; ATP-dependent DNA damage sensor activity; ATP binding. The record is from RefSeq and is a predicted model, not a curated record. Bases 1 to 2628 code for a protein of 875 amino acids. Gene Ontology annotation, biological process: reciprocal meiotic recombination; mismatch repair. Gene Ontology annotation, cellular component: nucleus. NCBI's taxonomy places the organism in Eukaryota, Fungi, Ascomycota, Eurotiomycetes, Eurotiales, Trichocomaceae. The transcript is spliced from 7 exons.
AUGUCGUCAAUUCUCACGACCAAUGACAAUUCUCCGAGCAGGAGAAGAGCUCGACCACGCUUCAGUCAGCGCCUGUGUACUGAUACCAGACCUACGACUUCUGGUACGGACAUAGCAAGCCAGGAAGUUGUAGGCGCCAUCAGUGAGUCUCGUGGAAUAUCCCCAACAGUUGGAUUGGCAUUUGUGAAUCUGUCCACCUCUGAAGCAGUUCUCUGUCAAAUCUGCGACAGUAAUUCCUAUGCCAGGACGAUCAACAAGCUGGCCGUAUUCGAGCCAACAGAACUUUUAUUUAUGAACACCGCAAGUGCACGUCAAACGAUGCUAUACGACACCAUUCAAAACAACAUACCCGAUCUGAUUAUCAGUUCCAUUGACCGGCGGUACUGGUCAGAUAGGGCGAGCCAAGAAUACGUUGACAAGCUUGCUUUCCCAGAGGAGUUGGAGUCAAUUAGGGGUUCCCUAGAAAGUCACUAUUUUGCAGCUUGCUGUCUUGCUGCGGUUCUGAAAUAUAUUGAGCUGCAACUUGACAUGACCUUCACCUUUCAUUCUCUUCGCAUCAAAUUUGAAGCCUCACAGGGCUCAAUGAUGAUCGACCUUUCCACAGCUGCAUCACUAGAGCUGAUUCAAAAUCUUCAAAAAGCCAAAUCACGGGAUUGCUUGUUCGGCUUGCUAAAUGAAACCCAAACUCCAAUGGGCUCCCGGCUAUUGCGGACUAACAUACUGCAACCUCCUACCGAGCAAGAGAAGAUAGCUGCUCGCUACGAUGCUGUUGAAGAACUAAGUACGAAAGAAGACAUGUUUUAUGCCAUCAGAGAAGCACUGAAGAAUUUCAUCGACGCGGACAAAGUUCUUACAUCAAUUGCUUUGAACCCCGUCAGACUUUCCAUCGCUCAUGUGGAACAAUCUGUUAACCAUGUUGUUAUGCUAAAAUCCUACGUCUAUUCUAUCCUCCCAAUAUAUGAAGCAUUAGCAGGGGCAAACAGCACGCUUCUCAUCAAGAUAAAAGAUGCGUGUGCAACGGGCAAUUACGAACUUAUCAAAAAUGCCAUCGACGAAACGCUCAACGAUGACGUGGUCUACCAAAGGAAGCCUCUCGAUCUCCGAAAUCAAAGGACAUAUGCAGUCAAAACUGGAGUGAAUAGCCUGCUCGACGUUGCUCGCCAGGCAUACAAAGAAUCGAAUGCCGAUGCGGCUGAACUUGUUUCUGUUCUUUCCGAGAGACACAACCUUACCUUGGAACUGAAAUAUGAUACUGCGCGGAGCUACUACAUAAGUCUGUCGGCUUUCGAACUAGAGGGAGCUCUUCCGGACGAGUUUAUCAAUGUAAUCAAACGGCGAGACCGUAUCGAAUGUCAAACACUGGACCUUGUCAAGCUCAACCAGAGAAUUGCGGACUCUCAUCAUGAAGUCAUCAGUAUGAGUGACCAAGCUGUUCAGGAACUCCUCGAGAAGAUAUGCGAGGGUGUUCCUAGUCUCUUCAGAAUUAGCGAGGCAAUAGCUACGCUAGAUAUGCUAUCAGCUUUUGCACAUUUAGUUACCAUACAAGAGUAUGUAAGGCCUGAAAUAACAGAUGUGCUGGCUAUCAAGUCUGGCCGCCAUCCUUUGCAUGAGAAGAUACUCAAAGAUAAAUUCGUGCCGAACGACACUUACGCAUCCCAACAAUCACGCUUUCAGAUCAUUACAGGCUGUAACAUGAGCGGGAAGUCCACUUACAUUCGAUCAAUUGCUCUUACGGCAAUAAUGGCUCACAUAGGAUGCUUUGUACCCGCCGACUAUGCCUCGUUUCCAAUCAUACAUCAGCUGUUCGCUCGAGCAGCUACCGUUGACGAAAUCAAUGCGAGUGUUUCCACGUUCGCUGGCGAGAUGCGUGAGAUAUCAUACAUCCUCCGCAAUGUGGACGGACGUAGUCUAGUCAUCGUGGACGAACUCGGUCGUGGGACAAGCACCACUGAUGGGCUAGCUAUAGCGAUAGCAAUCGCAGAAGCUCUUGUGGAUAGCCAUGCGUUCGUAUGGUUUGCAACGCAUUUUCGCGAUCUUGCGUGUAUCAUGGCCGAGCGAAGUGGUGUGAUCAAUCUGUCUCUGGCCGUGAAGCUUUCACACGAAUCUAGUAAGAUGACCAUGCUGUACAAAAUUCAAGAAGGUCAUGUACAAGAAAAGUUUUAUGGUCUUGCUCUUGCAAAAGUCUUACCAUUUCCGCCUCAAGUUCUAGAAGUCGCGCAACAGGUUUCGACGCAUCUGUAUAGGAUUGCCGAAGAUCGUGCCAUCAGCUCAAAGGUUCUAGGGGCAUCUAGAAAAAGGAAUCUAGUCCUUCAAUUACGGGAGCAGCUGUUACAGGCGCAUAAUGGAAAUAUAGAUGGAGAAGAUUUGCGACAGUGGUUGAAAAGGCUGCAGGAUGACUUUGCAGUGAGAAUGGCGGCAUUGGAAGCUGGGGAUGAUAUGUCUCCUGUGGAAGAUGGUGUCCUCGACGACGGGAAGAAUGAGGAACAUUUUACCGUCGGUCAGGCGCAAGACGCAAAGUCGGACAAGGAUUCGUUUGAACCAGUCGAGGAAUUUGACAGAACAAUGCCCGCUGAGAGUGUGGAUUUGGUCAGUCAGGAGGACGCUGAAGAGCAGAUGUGGGAUAUAUGA